AUGCCCGCCUCCGUCCACUCCGAAGAACAAGACCAGUCCAUGCUGGACGCCUCCGCGCCCCAGGAAGAGCAGACCGACAUCCUCGAGCUAGACGAGAAGCGCAUUGUUGUCUUGCCCGGCUCGUCCGACACCGCAGCUUCGUUCCAAUUCGAGGGAGAGGGUCACACUCUGGGUAAUGCGCUGCGAUAUGCGAUCAUGAAGAACCCCGAAGUCGAAUUCUGCGGUUACACUAUCCCCCAUCCUUCUGAGACGAAGAUGAAUCUUCGCAUUCAGACUUAUGAAACAACCACCGCCGUCGAAGCCCUCGAAAAAGGUCUCGACACUCUAAUGGACCUCUGUGAUGUCGUUACGGAUAAGUUCACCACUGCUCGGGAUGACUUUAAUGCUGCACAGGCGGAUCGCAUGGAGGCUUAG
Messenger RNA from Aspergillus luchuensis, 414 nucleotides. It is a transcript of the gene RPC19, whose product is annotated as DNA-directed RNA polymerase core subunit RPC19. The coding region runs from base 1 to 414 and encodes 137 amino acids. The record is from RefSeq and is a predicted model, not a curated record. The transcript has 4 exons. Gene Ontology annotation, biological process: DNA-templated transcription. NCBI's taxonomy places the organism in Eukaryota, Fungi, Ascomycota, Eurotiomycetes, Eurotiales, Aspergillaceae. Gene Ontology annotation, cellular component: RNA polymerase I complex; RNA polymerase III complex. Gene Ontology annotation, molecular function: DNA-directed RNA polymerase activity; DNA binding; protein dimerization activity.